Paramecium tetraurelia is the source of this 306-nucleotide messenger RNA. RefSeq lists its product as uncharacterized. The transcript has a single exon. The record is from RefSeq and is a predicted model, not a curated record. Lineage: Eukaryota; Ciliophora; Oligohymenophorea; Peniculida; Parameciidae.
AUGCAGCAAUAAUUUGUAUUAAAUCCAUAUAUUUCAUAGCAUUAUAGUUAUUAACUCAUUCCAGAUUUCUCAUUUGAACUACGUAGACAUUCUAUUCCUUUAGCAAUUAAUAGCUCUAAUACAAUGGUGUAUGCUAACCAUUAUAAUAAUAUUGUAGUGUUCUAAUUGAUAAAUGGGUUGAGAUAGUUAUAAUAAGUUAAAAAUCACAUUCAAUCAAAAUUACUACUCUUAAUGUCUUUAAAUAAAAUUCAGGUUUGGUAUCUGGUUCUCAUGAUGCUUCAAUUAUUUUAUGGUCUUUAGUUAUGA